Miscanthus lutarioriparius is the source of this 1809-nucleotide messenger RNA. Lineage: Eukaryota; Viridiplantae; Streptophyta; Magnoliopsida; Poales; Poaceae. The record is from the annotation of a GenBank genome assembly.
AUGGCGCCGGACGCGGAGGGCUUCCGUCAGGUGCAGAGCAGGAGGCGCUGGCGUCGCGUCGCUUCUCCUCGACGGCCGGUGCCCUCGAACUUGGUCGGCUUGUGCUUCAAUUGCCUCGCCGGUGACCACGUGCAUGCCGACUGCACUUUCCCGGCCAAGUGCUACAACUGCAGGGAUGUUGGGCAUCAGGCGCGUGAUUGCCCUCAUCCUCCGGUCGCUGGUCGCUGGGAGGGCAAGCGUGGCCGUUCUCCGCCGCGCGCUUCGGGUUUCCGACUGGGCGCGCGCCGCCGUCGUUCGUCGCCUAGCCGCGGGGCUUCACCCGCGGACACGGUCUCCGCGCAUUCGGCCUCCACCGGCCGGGAGCCGUCGGUGCCUCCGGUGUGCCAGCCUCCCACCCCGGAACCCCAGGUUAACGAUCCGCCGGCUGGCAACGCUGGGCAGCCCCUGCCCGCCGCGGGUCCGUCUGAGGUCGCCGGGGAGGCUGUCGCUGAUGGGCCUCUGGAUCAGCCACCCGCGCCGGAAUUACCUCGGCUGAUUCCGCGCGCACUGCUGAGGUGGGUUGAGGGCCCCCCUGCGUCGCCGCGGACGCGCGCAAGGACUCCAUUGCUUGGGCUAGUCGUCGUUCCCAGGACCCCGGCGCUGCAGGCCGCUGAAGAUGCUCUGUCCAUGGCCCUGCUCGCGCUCAUGGUCGGCACCAGGCCUGUGGUCAGUCCGACCAUGGUUUUGGACCAUCUCGAGGAGCACUUCGGGAUCUCAAAUGACCGAGUCUCCGUCCGCCGUACGAGGCCGGAUGAUUUCAUCGUCCGUUUCAGUCGCCGCGAGGAUCUCGAGCUUGUUCUGAGCGCUGCGCCCCCAGAGCGGGCACCAUUCACCCUGCAAUGGCGACGUUGGAGUCGCUUGAUCAUGGAUUUGGCCGGCGCGUUCAGAUUCAGAGUGCUUGUCGCCAUGAAGGGCAUACCUUCCCACGCGAGGUCGAAGGAGACCGCGCUAGCCAUUCUCGGCUCCUCAUGCACCAACGUCGAAUUCGCCAACCCGGAAGCGCUCGCCGAUCCUGACGAUGAGCGCGAGUUAUUCGUCGCGGCGUGGUGCGCGCACCCUGAUCUCAUUCCUGACGAGAUGAUCAUGGCUGUGCCGGAGCCGGAGGAGCAUGAUGGGGGUCCGCCAUUGUUCCUGAGGCCUCAUGAGAUCAUCCACGAUGAGCUGCACGCGUCGGAACCGAUGCUCUCCGAGGCUGUGGAUAUCUGCCUGUCCGGCCCAGAAGACUGUGGCUCCGGACCGACCUCUCGUAUGCUUGCCCAACUUUUAAUUGGGGAGGCUGGGCCUUCUCAAUCGUCGCCUCCAUCCCACUCCGAGCCCAGGGACGUUGAUGAUCCGGGGUUCCUGGACGUCGUUGGCCAUGAUCUAACGGAGGGGGCGUCUGUCCAGACCUCGGCGGCGACUACAACUGACGAGUUCAUCUCCAUCUUCAAGAAGCCAUUGUCGCAGCUGGUUCUCCCGUCGACCCCAAGGGCGCGGGUCACCAGAUCGGAAAGGGCACUGGAGACGGGUGAUGAGGAGCUUGUCCCCAAACGGAGUGCGAGACUGGCGGCCAAGAGCAAGAACAGGGUGCCAAGACCUAAGGCACAGGUAAGGAAAGUAACGAUGAAACGUUUAGGUGUCGAGGUGGAGACGGAGCUUCCAGAUGAGGCGUCCUUCGAUGAAUUCCAGACAGCCUUCAAGUUGCCUCUCUCGCCCUCCACUUGGGAGACAAUGCAGGUCUUGUUCCCUGGUAGUAAGCAGCGGACGCCUAAGCCUGUUCGCGCCGCCUAG